UAAGAUGCCCGUUGCCAUGGCAACGAGGGGGUGGGAUGCCUGUUGCCAUAGUGAUGGGAUUGUAGGAUUGCCAUGGCAAUGAGGGGGUAGGAUGCCUGUUGCCAUGGCAACGGGGGGGGUCCCAUCACCGUGCCCGUCACCAGGAGGCCACCAGCAUCCCUGCCCUCACCGCACCCAGUGCCACCAGGUGCCACCACAGCUCUGAUCCCCUGCCUGUGCCACCCUGUCCCCCUCCUCGAAACUGGGUGCUCCUCCCCAGCACCCACCUCUCAGGGUGCCCUGGGGGCGGUAAAACCCUUUUUCCACCCCAAAACCAGUUUGGUUUUUGCUACCAGUGGCUCUUGGGCAGAUAAAACCCUCCCGGCCAGGCUGGAAACGGGUUCCUGACCGGGAGAGCUUCACGCCCCAGUUUCUCCCCACGGGGACGCCCUGUCCCUUCCUGGCGCGGUGGCAGCCGCUGUUUGGGACGGUCACGCCGCAGCGUUUCCCCGGCAGCGUUGCCAAAAUCCUUUUUAAACAUUAACCAGCAGAGAUGGGUGCUGAGGCCGGGCUGGGUGCCGAGCCGGUGCCGGCGCCGCACAGCCUCCUCCAUCUCUCCUCCUCCUUCAUCCCUGGGGGAAGCUUGCGGCACAACCCGCGGCACAGCCGGUUCCCUCCUCAUCCUCAUCCCUCUACGUUUUCCCGGAGACAACGCCGGUGCAGACCCUCCAUCCUCCUCUCACCAGUGUGUGUUGUGGGUUGUCCCCAAGCGCCACGUCCCCUUUUCCUGGCAUCAUGGCCCUGCCGUGGGCGCUGCUGCUGCUCAGUGAGGUCCUGGCACAGGAUUCGGCCACCCAGAGCUGCCUCAUCCCACCAUCCACAUUUAACGCGGCGCUGGGCCGGCCGGCCAGCCAGUCCUCCGUCUUUGGCAACAUCAGCAUCGCCGCCAACGCGGUGGACGGGAACCGGGACGGCGUUUGGCAGCACGGAUCAUGCAGCCACACACAGCACGAGCGGGAGCCGUGGUGGAGCGUGGAUCUGGGCGGGCGGCACACCGUGGCAGCCGUGCUGGUGAAGAACCGGCAGGAUUGCUGCUGGCAGCGCCUGCGGGGAGCGCAGGUCCACGUCGGGGACGCGCCGGGCGAGCGCGGCAGGGACAACCCCAUUUGUGGCACCAUCACGGACGCCGGUCCCGGGUCGCUCAGCACCGUUUGCUGCGCCGGUUUGCCGGGUCGUUACGUCUCCGUCCUCCUCCCCGGGCGCUCGGCCGCGCUGGUGCUGUGCGAGGUGGAGGUCGUGCUGCAGGGCUGCCCCCCGCUGCCCGCAGCCCCCAACGUGGCACUGGGCCGGCCCGUGGCCCAGUCGUCGGCGCUGAACGACGGCACCUCGGCCGCCAAUGCCGUGGACGGGAGCAGCGAUGGCUCCUGCGCCCACACGGAGAAGGAGCCAGAGCCAUGGUGGUACGUGGACCUGGGUGCCCGGCACGCCGUCUACGCCGUCACCGUCACCAACCGCCGCGACUGCUGCUGGGAGAGUCUCCUGGGCGCCCAGGUCCACGUCGGCGACUCCUUGGUCGACCACGGCAAACGCAACCCCGUCUGCGGCGUCAUCUUGGACACCGGCCCCGGUUCCGCCAGCACCGUCUGCUGCAACGGGCUGCCCGGGCGCUACGUCUCCAUCAUCAUCCCCGGCCGGGAGGAUUUCCUCGUCCUGUGCGAGGUGGAGGUGACGGUGCAGAGCUGCGUCCCCCCACCCGGCGCCCAAAACCUGGCACUGCGGCGCCCAGCGGCUCAGUCGUCCACGGCCGGUGGCACCGGUGACGCUAUCAACGCUGUGGACGGGAACCGGGACGGGAACUGGCACCGCGGCUCUUGCUCCCAAACGGAGCGCGAGCCGGAGCCGUGGUGGACGGUGGACCUGGGCUGGCGGCGCGCGGUGGCGGCCGUGCUGGUGAGGAACCGCCUGGAUUGCUGCUGGCACCGGCUCAAGGGCGCCCGCGUCCACGUUGGCGACUCCCUCGCCGGCCACGGCACCAACAACCCCGUCUGCGGCAUCAUCACAGACACCGGCCCCGGUUCCACCAGCACCGUUUGCUGCCACGGGCUGCGCGGCCGCUACGUCACCGUCGCCAUCCCGGGGCGGGAGGAGCGGCUGAGCCUGUGCGAGGUGGAGGUGGUGGAACACGGCUGCGCGGCACUGCCCGGCGGUGAGUGCGCGGCGGGGACAUUGGGGAGGGCUCGUCGGGGACAUGUCACCCCCACGGCCAUCCCCACAGCCCAGAACGUGGCGCUGGGCCGGCCGGCCACGCAGUCCUCGUUACUGGACGCCACCAGUGGCGCCGGCAACGCCGUGGACGGGAACCAGGAUGGUAACUGGGAACAUGGCUCCUGCACGCACACCACGGAGGAGCCGGAGCCAUGGUGGCGCGUGGACCUGGGCGCCCGGCACGCCGUCUACGCCGUCACUGUCACCAACCGCCGCGACUGCUGCUGGGAGAGGCUGAAGGGCGCCCAGGUCCACGUCGGCGACUCCUUGGUCGACCACGGCAAACGCAAUCCCGUCUGCGGCAUCAUCACGGACACCAGCCCCGGCUCCACCAGCACCAUUUGCUGCCACGGCCUUCGCGGUCGCUACGUCACCAUCCUCAUCCCCGAGCGGGAGGCCGCGCUGGCGCUGUGCGAGGUGGAGGUGCUCCGGCAAGGCUGCGCGCCGCUGCCGGGAGCCCCCAACGUGGCGCGGGACCGCUGGGCGACUCAAUCGUCCACCUCCACGGGCGCCGGCGCGGCGGCCAACGCGGUGGAUGGGAAGCGGGACGGCGUUUGGCAGCGCGGCUCGUGCAGCCACACGCGGCGCGAGCGGGAGCCGUGGUGGAGCGUGGACCUGGGCGGGCGGCGCGCCGUGGCGGCCGUGCUGGUGAAGAACCGGCAGGAUUGCUGCUGGCAGCGCCUGCGGGGAGCGCAGGUCCACGUCGGGGACGCGCCGGGCGAGCGCGGCAGGGACAACCCCAUCUGCGGCACCAUCACGGACACCGGCCCCGGGUCGCUCAGCACCAUUUGCUGCCACGGGCUGCACGGCCGCUACGUCACCGUCACCGUCCCCGGGCGGGAGGAGCAGCUGGCGCUCUGCGAGGUCGAGGUCUACAGCGUCACCCCCGAGCUCUGAGCGCGGUCCCGGUGUCACCUCGGCCUUGUCACCGGCCCCUCCUCGCCCACCGUGGCCCGUGGGAUGCGGCGUCGCCCCCACUCGUGUCCUCCUCAUCCUCUGGGGCUGGGAGUGUCGCGGUCCCCACAAUAGACCCAACGAGGACAUGGGUGUCCCCACGGGUUUUCCCAUCCCCAGGGGACAAGACCCCCCAUCCUCGGUGGAUCUAAUGGGGGCCAGGCGGGGACCACAAGGGUGUCCCAAAGCCACCCAGCAUCACCAGGGACGUCCCAAAGCCACCCCCUGCCCCUUGGGGGGUGGGACUGAAGAUCUGACCCCACCAGGGCGGGGGACAUGGGGGGGCACCAGGGGACACCAAUAAACGCUGCCAUGGACCCCA
Messenger RNA from Columba livia (rock pigeon), 3520 nucleotides. RefSeq lists its product as uncharacterized. The coding region runs from base 775 to 3141 and encodes 788 amino acids. The record is from RefSeq and is a predicted model, not a curated record. The transcript has 11 exons. NCBI's taxonomy places the organism in Eukaryota, Metazoa, Chordata, Aves, Columbiformes, Columbidae.